Messenger RNA from Lasiosphaeria miniovina, 1151 nucleotides. RefSeq lists its product as uncharacterized. The transcript has a single exon. Bases 178 to 786 code for a protein of 202 amino acids. Lineage: Eukaryota; Fungi; Ascomycota; Sordariomycetes; Sordariales; Lasiosphaeriaceae. The record is from RefSeq and is a predicted model, not a curated record.
GCACCCUCCUGGCCCGUCCCUAUUUCUGUGGGCUGCAUCCUGCAAUACCCAGCCGACUUCUCCAACUUUUGACUGCAGGGCACACACACUUAGCGGUGCCAACAUCUCACUGCUUCGCCUUAGCAACCACAUCGGCCUCCUUUAUUCCCCGUUCCUCGUCGGCAGUCGGCACUGGAAAUGGGCGACUCGUCCGCAGCGUCGGCGUCGGCGUCAGCGCCAGCGCCUAGCGGCAAGCUGUCGAACCUGCCGCAGCUGCACCGGUACGUGACGGGGCACGACAGCGCGGGCAAGGCGAUUGUGCGCAACCACGGCGACUUUGAGUGGAAGCCGUACGACGAGGACCGGCUGGCGUUCAGCGUGGCGUACACGACGUCCGAGUUCCCCGCGGACCUCAACAACGACGCCGACGUGGCGGCGCACGAGCGGCUGGUGGCGAUCGAAGGCGAGGGCCAGCUGGGGCUGGUCAACCCGCGCGGCACGGUGCUGCGGUGCGUUGACUUCGCGCCGGGGUACGCGUGCGGCAUGCACCGCACGCAGAGUCUUGAUUAUGGCAUCGUGCUCGAGGGCCACAUCGACAUGGUGCUCGACAGCGGCGAGGUCCACCCGCUCAAGCGCGGCGACGUCGCCAUCCAGCGCGCCACCCAGCACCAGUGGGUCAACAGGAGCACCACCGAGUGGGCCCGCAUGAUGUUCGUCCUGCAGGACUGCAAGCCCCUGACCGUCGCCGGCGUCGAGCUCAAGGAGGACCUCGGCACCAACUCGGGCCUGCCCCCGAGCGGCAACUGACCGGCACCGCCGCGCUAAUUGCGGGGAAUCAGGAGAGGAGGAAGACUCAUGUAUCGUGCCUGGCUCGGAUAUUCUCGGCUGUUGAAGGCAUGCUAGACUAGAGGAAGACUGGCGGAGCACGUUGCGUUAUUCGUGUGCUGUUAUCAACAUCAAUAGUACAUAAUCAUAACCCCCGAGAUAUUCCUUCAGGUAUGAAAAACAGUUAGCCUACAUCUAGGUACCUAUGUACCCCGAAAUUGGUACGGCAUGGCUUCCCCGAGUUUUGCCCAUGACGACAUGACUUUGCCGUACUAUAUGCCUAGGUAAGCACCAGGUCCAGCAAGAGGUCCACUUGUUCUACAUUUUGGUAACGGCCACUUGCACGG